Messenger RNA from Ornithorhynchus anatinus (platypus), 3250 nucleotides. It is a transcript of the gene ULK3, whose product is annotated as unc-51 like kinase 3. The coding region runs from base 66 to 1484 and encodes 472 amino acids. NCBI's taxonomy places the organism in Eukaryota, Metazoa, Chordata, Mammalia, Monotremata, Ornithorhynchidae. The transcript is spliced from 16 exons. Gene Ontology annotation, cellular component: cytoplasm; autophagosome. Gene Ontology annotation, biological process: protein autophosphorylation; autophagy; autophagosome organization. The record is from RefSeq and is a predicted model, not a curated record. Gene Ontology annotation, molecular function: protein serine/threonine kinase activity; ATP binding.
CCCUUGCCCCCUGCCCCCGCAGGCUCGGCGGGCCUCGGUGCGGGGCUCCCGCGUCGAGGUGGGGGAUGUCGGUCCCGGGCUGGGGCCCCCCGCGGCUGGACGGCUUCGUGCUGACCGAGCGUCUGGGCAGCGGCACCUACGCCACGGUGUACAAGGCCUACAGCAAGAAGGACGCCCGCCAGGUGGUGGCCAUAAAGUGCGUCUGCAAGAAGAGCCUCAACAAGGCGUCGGUGGAAAACCUGCUGACGGAGAUCGAGAUCCUCAAGGCCGCCCGGCACCCGCACAUCGUGCAGCUCUUGGACUUCCAGUGGGACAGCACUAACAUCUACCUGAUCAUGGAGUUCUGUGCUGGGGGUGACCUGUCCCGCUUCAUCCACGCCCGGAGAAUCCUCCCAGAGAAGGUCGCCCGCAUCUUCUUGCAGCAGCUGGCCAGUGCCCUCCAGUACCUGCACAGUCGCAACAUCUCCCACCUGGACCUGAAGCCGCAGAACAUCCUGCUGACCUCUCUGGAAAGGCCACAUCUCAAACUGGCAGACUUUGGCUUCGCCCAGCACAUGACACCGUGGGCCGAGCAGCACGUCCUGCGGGGCUCCCCUCUGUACAUGGCCCCCGAGAUGGUGUGCAGGCGGCAGUAUGAUGCCCGUGUGGAUCUCUGGUCUGUGGGUGUCAUCCUGUACGAAGCUCUGUUCGGAAGGCCGCCUUUCGCCUCCAGGUCUUUCACAGAGCUGGAGGAGAAGAUCCGCAGCAACGACGUCAUUGAGCUCCCCACACGACCUCAGAUCUCCCGGAACGGCCGGGACCUCCUACAGCGUCUCCUGGAGCGGGAUCCCAGCCGGCGCAUCUCCUUCCAGGACUUCUUCGCCCACCCCUAUGUGGACCUGGAGCACAUGCCCAGCGCAGAGAGCCUGGACCGGGCGACAGCUCUGGUCGUGGAAGCGGUGAAGAAGGACCAGCAAGGUGAUUAUGGGGAUGCCCUCUCCCUCUACUGCAGGGCCCUGGACUAUUUCGUCCCUGCUUUGCACUAUGAAGUGGAUGCCCGGAGGAAGGAAGCCAUCAGGGUCAAGGUGGGGCAGUACGUGUCCCGGGCCGAGGAACUGAAAGCGCUGGUCAACUCCUCCAACCGGACUCUUCUGCGGCAGAACAGCUCUACUCUUGACCUCCUCAAAGAGAUGGCUCGUGACAAACCCCGUCUUCUUGCUGCCCUGGAGGUGGCCUCCGUAGCCAUGGCCCAGGAGGAAGAAGGCAAGGACAAUGGCGACAUCCUGGAUCUCUACCAACAGAGCCUGGGGGAGCUGCUGCUCAUGUUGGCGGCUGAGCCCGCUGGGAGGAGACGGGAGCUGCUGCACGCCGAGGUUCAGACCCUGAUGGGCCGGGCGGAGUAUCUGAAGGAGCAAUCCAAGAUGAGAGAGUCCCAAUGGGAAGCAGAAUCUACAGACAAGGAGGGUCUCUCCGAGUCCAUCCGGAGCUCUUGCACACUGCAGUAAUUCUCCAAAGGCCUGGAGUCAAACCAUCGCCUGGAAGAGCAGCCCGGGGCUGCCGCCCCCACACAGGAAGACCUGCCUUGGACUCGAGGGAGGAGGUGGAGGGGACGGGGUUGGAAUGGAUGUCCUUUCUAAGUCAUGUGGGAACAGCCCUCCUCCCCCUCACCUUUUCUAUUCCCCUGAGUGCACAUCAUGAUCUGUAUUUGGUUUCUCUUCCGUAUUCACUAGAUUAAACCAGCAAGGACUGAUGAACAGGGCUAUGUAGGUGCCCUGACAAGGGACUUGGGGGCUUACAAGAAUGGGGGGGUUUUGGGAGCCAGCCUAGGAACAGCAGAUCUUGGGGUUAUGGAGGGAUUUCCCCGCACAUGUGGGGGCAUAGGGGGUGGAUUGAAGGCUCAGUUUCUGAACAAGAGGCUUCUUUCACCAGAACCCCUUGCUUGCUCCCAUGGGGCCAAGCGAGGAUCUUGUCUUGCGGGGCUGAGUCCUAGCCCUGAUGGUGGGAGUGAAGGGUCCCUUUGGCUUCUGUCCACAUGCUGGCCCUGGGUCUCUGGCUAAUCACAAUUUCCCUCAAAACUGUGUUCUGGCAGGAUUUUCCUGCUCCCAGAUUUGUGACUUGCUGACUCUCCACAGCCCUCCCUGAUCAUCAGGAAUCCAGUGCCCUUGAUCUCAGGUGGGAAUUGGGGAGCGGGGGAGAUCUCUGACCUCACAAUGUAUCCCAGUCCCAACCCCAUGGACCUCUCUGGUGCUGCCCCACUCCUCAGGCUUGCUAAAACCAUCACCCCCUCAGACUCCCUUCUGGGGAUGGUGCUGAAUCAGACAGGUUCUCAGCAACAGACCUGAGUGCAGAAAUGUGGACACUUUUUUUUCUCCCCUGGCAUGCAAUCAGGCUUGAAUCUGAGUGUUUCUUGCAGCAGUAUUCUGCACAGGGCAGAGCCAAGCAUGAUGAAAAUAAUUCGGGAGGAAACACUAUCAAGGUGAAGCGGGACUGAGCUGUGAAGAUGAACUGGCCCAUUCUACUGACUGAAAAGGGAAUCAAAUUGCCUAGAAGCGACAGAGUUUAACUUAGACAUUAAGCAUGUGGUAUGGGGUUAAUGUCUUCAGGAUGGGACCCCCAAACCUCUUGAAGUCCAAUAAUUCUUCAUUUCCCAGCCCAGCCUAGGAGACUUGCCCCACCCCUGGUGUGGUUCCUGCAGAUGAAUAAUGUUGAAACUGGAAUCAUUUAGCUGCCCCAGGUCCCCGCUUGGGUUUGUUUGGGCCUGUGACCUUCUCCACUGUGGCCCAGACAAUCUUGAGGGUUUCUAUUUUGUUUUUAAAUCCUUUAGGCUUAAAAAAAAACCUCUCGUGUCACAUGAUUGAGGGAGUCAUCUCUCCAGAGAAAUUUAGGUUACCCUAAUAUUUUAAUUUAUGAUCUCCUUUCUGUCCAUUGGUCACUCCCAGUCGCACAGGAUUAUUAGAGAAACUAAAAGGUUUAUGCGGGAUGGAGAGGGUGGUUAAGAUGAGAAAGAGGUAAAAGAGACCAACAGGGAGACUGGGAGGUAGACCAGAAGGCCAGUGAGAGUUAGCUAUAAAUUGGUGUCACAGUGUUUUGCGACAAUCAUUUGGCCUUUUUUUUUUUUGAACUGGUAAAACUUCAGAUCCUUUAAUCCUGCAGCCUCCACCACCGGCAAGAGAUUAAGGGGGCAAAUCUCUUGUAGACCUCAGCACUUCUUACCAGUUAAAAUGAUGUGAUGUAUUUAUUGCUUACUAUAUUAAAUUAUUUUCUAAAUCCA